AUGAACUUGAUGGGGUUCUGCCUAUCAAGGUGGAAACUCAACAUCAAAAACAACCAGACACACCUACGAACAACGUCUCUUCUGAGCCAGAGAAAGAUUGUAACGAUUAAAGUUACAAAAUUCCAAGAGCCUAGCAAUAAAAAGUUACUAGAACUUACCGAGAUUAACGCUGCCUACCAGUCAGCCCAAGGCUUUCAGCUGCUUGAAAUGGGGCAGGGCGUUUUUCGUGCCUCCUCUUCAGCCCAUAUUCUUACCACUCAAUUGCGAAACAAGCUGGGACGACAAACUGUCUUUCUCACCAAGUAUCGCGGCGCCAAACUCCCGAAAGAACCUCUGACGCCACGCGAGAUUGAGGAGAUGCACCUAAAGCUGCAUCCUGAUACACAUAUAUUCAACGCGGCGCAGGUAAAACAGCAAGAUUCUGACUUGGACAACCGGGACUGGAAUCUACCUUUUACAUCACUAAAAGAACAAUUCUCUUCUGCAGCAGCUGAUGGCUCGCUACAAAAGGCGCAAUCGGAAUCACUACUGUUCAGUCGACUGCCGCUCGAAGUGCGCAUGCAGAUCUGGCGUCAUGUAGUAGGCAAUCACAAAGUACACUUGACUGUGCAUCGUGGUAGAUUGAGGCAAUCUGCGUUUGAGUCGAAUAAUUAUCACUGGAUGCCGCACAGAGGACUUUUGGGAGUCCCGCUUGUUUGCCGUGCAGCAUACAUCGAGUCCAUUUCAUCUCUCUACUCCGCCAAUACCUUUUGCUUUGGCUUUGGCCAAGCCAGCUCAAAGUCAGCCCUCAUGUCGCUCAGCACCAUGCUUCCCAAGCAACAUAUUGCUUUCAUCCAACACAUCGAAGUUGGAUGGCAUUUAUAUGCCGGUGUGAGUCAGUACUAUGACAGCCAUCCGCAAGCCUGGGACAUCAGCAUGGAUGUCCCAGCACCAGAGACUGAAACUCUCUGGAACAAUGUCUGCGCUGAGUUGGUAGAAAUGUCGUAUCUUCGGACGUUGCGGAUCGUGGUUUGGCUAUCUGGUGAUGGUAGAGCAAGGUUUAUUGAGAAAGAGACUGACAUGCUUGCACCGCUUGUUGCGAUGAGGCAUUUGCAGCGGUUUGACGUCCACUUGCCUUGGAAGCAAGAUGAUACUGAGCUGUGGAAGGAUGCACCGUUUAGGGUUUCUAGAGGUUUCAGAGUUAAGGAUAUAUAUGGUGUGAGCAUUCCGCUACUUGAUGAUGAUUUUUACUGGUCAGGCUCGGUUGCUCAGCAAAGGGUGUAUAGGUGA
Messenger RNA from Fusarium graminearum PH-1, 1269 nucleotides. RefSeq lists its product as uncharacterized. Bases 1 to 1269 code for a protein of 422 amino acids. Lineage: Eukaryota; Fungi; Ascomycota; Sordariomycetes; Hypocreales; Nectriaceae. The transcript is spliced from 6 exons. The record is from RefSeq and is a predicted model, not a curated record.